CGCCCGCGCAAGUGUUGUGACAGUUGACAUUGACAGUUUGAUUUUUUAAUCCCAGCCACAGAUAGUGUACGGAUACCAUGAGGCUAAUUUUUUGGGUCACAGCAGUUGCUGUGCUCAGCACCACGUACGCCAAGAACUCGACAACGAAAACGAAACCGAAACGACAGUUAGAUAACAUAAGAACACCUCAGAACCUGCAAUACUCUCUCAUACUCCCACAUUCAAGAGUCGCCCAUUUUCGAUCCAUUAGUAGCAAUCGCAGAAUCUCAAAUGUUGUACCAAGAGGAGGGAAACUGCCGCCCUAUGCAGUGCAAAUGGAACCAGUAGUGCAGUACUCCCAAAAAGACCCACUGUACGAUCCUACUCAUGAUAAUCUGGUGGAUGCCGUGAACCACAACGAUAUUUAUGCUCAACCUAAAAUACUAAACGUUCAUGAUGAAGGACCAGAAAGUUCUUAUGGACCCCCUUAUGGAGCACUGCCUACGGCUCCUCUUUAUAGAGAAGACUCACACCCUCACUACAUAGAAGCUCCUGAACCUAUAAUAGAAAUCAUUAUAAAAGAAUCAAAUGAAACAUUACCAGCUCCACCACCACCACCAGUACACAAAAAGAAAAAGGAACCAGUUCACGUUUUCUAUGUCAAAUACAGCAAGGAUCCCCACUCUAAAGACAAAGUUGUUUAUGAAAAACCUAUUCCAGCUAUCACACCGCCUUCCAAUGAAGAUGACCAUCAUGAAGAAUAUGUUACUGUCACUCCACAGCCCUAUUACAUACCAUCACAAACUACUACCCUGAGAGCUAUUAUAAAACCUGAGUCAGAAGUCUAUCAUAGUAACAGUAAUGUUAAAAUAACAUUUGGAAAUAAUGAACAUCAUUACGGAUAUAGAAGAGAGGAGAAUCAUCAUGGUGAAGAAAGAGAAGAAACCGCUCCCAGACCAGCAAUUGCUUUACCGAACCCACAACCAACUGAAAUACAAACAGGAAGAUCCGCAUCACCGAAAACACAGUACAAUGAACAUGAAAAUAAACAUUUUAGUCAGUCUAGUCAACAAGCAUAUCAAUCUGGACAGCAAGCACAAAGUCGCAUACAAUUUCAACAACAGCCACAAAUUAAUCAUGAACCCCAAUUACCAAGACAAGGGCCAUCAGUUGCACCCUUCAGAUCUCAAGCACCACGUCAACCCUUUGGUCCUGUUAUAUCCCUGAGACCUUCGUUCUCAAAUGUUUCACCCAGUCCUAGUCAACAUUUCUCUAAUGUUGCUCCAACAAUUCCUGGACCAGUUGGACCAAGUUUCUCACCAUUCCCAAGGCCAAACAAUCCUCCAACAUUCCACUUACGCCAAAGUAAUCCACCAUCAUUCGGGCCAAGGCCACAUUUUAAUGGUCCACCGAGAGUUAGCUUUCACCCAGGACCACAGAGACCUCAACAACAAUUUUUCGAUGAAGCAAAAUACUUGCAAGAAAAUUAUCAUACAAUAACAACAGAUCAAGUUGAUCUUCCAAAACAACAAUCGUUACCAAAUAGACAAAUCCAGAACUUUAACCUUACCCCUAAGCCUAACCCAAGUCCGUCUUCAGUUCAUUUCACUGAACAUCAGAGCCGACCUCAACAAAUUAUUCCUUUUAAUCAACAAUUACCUCAACAGAGACCACCUCAAGUCUUUGACGGCAAUAAAAAUAAGCAAUCAUUUGCAAUCAAUCCAAGCAGGCCUCCAUUCUUUAAUUUAAAACCAUCUCCACCACAUAUUGAAGACAAUCGCCCUCCUUUCCAACGCCAGCCACUUCCCCACCCAUCUCAGCAACAUGUUAGUUUUCAGCAGGGUCCCCAGGCACAACAUAGACCUUCCCUACAAAUCUCGUCUCAGGACAGUCAUACCCAAAACAUAUUUUUGGGAUCUCCUUCGUCUACAUCAUCUCCAAUUCAGCAUAAUCAGUUCCUCCCGCAACCUUCCUCUACACCUUUCUUUAGUUUUCAACCAUCACCCAGUUCUAACCAACCCCAAAACUUCCAUCAACAGAGCUUGUCCACCGGUAUACCACAACACAACCAACCAGAAAGACCACAAGAAUUAUCUAAUCUUGAGCAUCAACAAAACGUUCAACAAUUCAUACCGAAUGGUGGAGAAUUAGUGGCGUCCAUUCCACGAUAUGAACAACAUAUAACGGUAAAUGGACCAGAUGAUCAAUCCAAUUUUAGUGGUGGUUUAAAUAUUAUAAGCCAACCGACCCCAACAGCUGGCCAGGUUGAACAACAAGGACAAUCACAAUAUAUUGAUGCUGAGCAGGAGGAUGUUAGACAACAGUUAGCUCAAAAUGUUAGAAAACAACAAGAAGAAAUCCAACGCCUGCAAAAUCAACUGCAAUUUGCGCACCAACAUCAACAACAGCAACAACAACAGCAGCAGCAGCAACAACAACAACAACAUCACCAACAACAGCAGCAGCAACAACAACAACAGCAGCAGCAGCAACAACAUCAACAACAACAACAUCAACUCCAGCAACAACAGCAGCAGCAACAACAACAGCAGCAGCAGCAACAACAACACCAACAAGCUGAAUACGAACAAAGAGUGAACCAAUUUAAUCAACAGCAACAAGCUGCAGCAAAUAAUCAGUAUGUUCAAGAAAGAUCCAGAUUACAGCCCACAUACGUAACAAGCACAGCAUCUCCCGAAUAUUACCAAUCUACUUCUAGAACUGUAGAAAUUAAACCUACUACUCAAAAGUAUGGAUCUUCAACAGUGAAUGCUGUCAGUAACAGUCAGGAAUCACAGAAAGAGCAAAAGAAGAGGCCAGCAAUUGAGUUGCCCGAUGAAGUUCCCGAUGAUUUACGACAACAGUUACUGUCUUCUGGUAUUCUAGACAAUGCUGAUAUAAGUGUUCUUGACUAUGACAAAGUGGGUGAAACUCCUCUCGAAUCGCUACCACCAGAUCAGUUAGCAAACUUUUUCAGCGCUGGAGGUGCUCAACAAAUAGCAGCGAGUGAACACAGGCCUAUUGUAGUGAAACCCAAUGGUGAUAGAAUAGAAUCUAGAAUAGACGACAAUUUCGAUGAAGAUGACCAAGAAAUCGCUGCAUCGGAAAAUCUGCCAAGUAUCGUGGCACCUCCAAAUAAUCAGGCCGUAGAAAUGAAAGUCGUGCAUUUCGACCCGAAAACUGCGGAAGGCCAAAAAAUUGCUAGUGAUUACGUAAAAGAAGAUGCUUCUCAAGUUGACCCAGUGGCUUUAAAUGAUAAAAAAUAUAAUAGAUACCUACCUUUGAAAGUAAACGGUAAUCAAUUCCCCUUACCUGAUGUAUUAAAAGGCAGAAAAAUUACUUCUGUUGUAGUCUUAGCUCCUGUUGAAACGGAAGUUUUGGAUGGAGAACAUCUUAGAACUGAACGUUCAGCAACUGAUAAUUUAAGAGGGAUAAAAUUUGUUGCCGGAGAAAGUCUUCAUAAGCUAUUAAGAAGGCCGACAAAGGACAACUUUGAAAAGUGGCUAGACAUGGAAAAGAAAACAGCUACGGACGAACAGUCUGUUAUUCUUCUGGUAACUGGAAACGAAGAGAAACCAGAGGACAGGGAAAUCUUCAUGUACGACAUCGCAACAGGCAACGUUAGCAAACUCAGUGGUGAUCUCUCAAAUGCAUUCGUUGAAGCAGCAGAAAACAAUUCUCUAAGCAAAGACUUUGAAAAACUAGCUAUAGAAGGAGAAGGCACACCGGAAAACUUUAACAAGGAAAAAGAAGAUGUCAUUGCAGAAGGGUCGGACAAUGUGCCAUUAUUUGUAGAUUUAUCUGGAGUCAAGUUAGACAAAGAAAGUAAUAAGGGAGUAUUAAUAUCCUCAGGGUACAGUAAAACAAAACGUGGCAGAUCUUUUAGAAGACAUUGAUGUACAAAACCGCCUUCGGCAAUUUAAAACAUUGUAAAUAGUUUAGCAGUAGUAUUACUAAAUUAAAGAGAUUGACGUUGUAUAUUUACUUAGUUGUUAAUAAUUAUGAUGAAAGUGAUGAUCAGUUUGUAAUAUAUAAAGACUUUUAUA
This is a messenger RNA of Maniola jurtina (meadow brown), 4025 nucleotides long. RefSeq names its product alpha-protein kinase 1-like. Bases 78 to 3875 code for a protein of 1265 amino acids. Lineage: Eukaryota; Metazoa; Arthropoda; Insecta; Lepidoptera; Nymphalidae. The transcript is spliced from 3 exons. The record is from RefSeq and is a predicted model, not a curated record.